Aspergillus pseudotamarii is the source of this 1428-nucleotide messenger RNA. Its product is annotated as putative extracellular exo-polygalacturonase. The record is from RefSeq and is a predicted model, not a curated record. NCBI's taxonomy places the organism in Eukaryota, Fungi, Ascomycota, Eurotiomycetes, Eurotiales, Aspergillaceae. The transcript is spliced from 2 exons. Gene Ontology annotation, molecular function: polygalacturonase activity. Gene Ontology annotation, biological process: carbohydrate metabolic process. Bases 208 to 1428 code for a protein of 406 amino acids.
GCUUGCUCUACCUGGAGUCCGGGACAGCCCUGAUGUUCGGGCUCGCACCUGUGAUCGACAUGACUGGCACGAUGGUGAGACGUUAUUGAGGUUGGAGCCGAUGGAUUUUGAGUCCCUAAGCUAUAUAUCUGGGCUCGCUCGGCGUGUUUUUUCGAUGGUACAAACUGGAAAUAAGCAUCUGUGAACCUUGUGUAAAUCAGUGCUAAAAUGAUCGGCUUCAAUAGCAUUUUUCUGCUCUCGCUAUUUGGCCUCAGCAGAGCUGCCCCGUCGAGAAGUGAAGCAUCUGCCGACAGGACUAUUAGCCCUCGUGCUGCUUGCACUCCCACUGCUGGCGGAAGCUCCUCGACUGACGAUGUCCCCGCAAUCCAAGAAGCGAUCACAUCAUGCGGUGACGGAGGUACGAUCGUAAUCCCGGCGGAUACGACGUAUUACUUGAAUAGUGUACUCGAUUUCAAGGGCUGCUCGAACUGUGACUUCCAGGUAGAAGGGUUGCUCCAGUUCACCAGCUCCACGGAUUACUGGAAUGGAAAGACAGCCAUGAUCAGUGUCUCAGACAUUGACGGCUUGAAGCUUCGCUCCGUCACGGGCUCCGGGGUUAUUGAUGGGAAUGGGCAAGAGUCAUGGGAUAAAUUUGCCGAAGACAGCAGCUACAAGCGUCCGACCCUACUUUAUAUCACCGGGGGCAGUAACAUUGAGGUGUCCGGACUUCGACAAAAGAACCCACCCAACGUGUUCAUUUCCGUCAAGGGUGACACGUCAAAUGCCCAAUUUACAGGUCUCACUAUGGAUGCCACCUCGUCGUCGGACAAUCUUCCGAAGAAUACAGACGCCUUUGACAUAGGUGCUAGCACCUACGUGACCAUCUCAUCGGUCACCAUCACCAACGACGAUGACUGCGUGGCGUUCAAACCGGGCGCAAACUAUGUAACCGUAGAGAAUGUGUCUUGCACGGGUUCCCACGGCAUUUCGGUUGGCUCACUUGGAAAGUCUGGCGACGAUACCGUCCAGAAUGUUUAUGCCCGCAACAUAACAAUGAUCAAGUCGAGCAAAGCAGCAGGCAUCAAAACCUACCCUAGUGGUGGAGACCAUGGCCUAUCAACGGUGAAGAAUGCUACAUUCGAGGAUUUCAUCGUCGAUGGGUGUGAUUAUGCCUUCCAGAUCCAAAGCUGUUAUGGCGAAGAUGACACAUACUGUGAAGAAAACCCUGGCAACGCAGUGCUGGAAGGCAUUGUCGUCAAGGGGUUCACGGGCACCACGAGUGAUAAGGAGGACCCUGUGGUAGCAAAUCUGAACUGCGGGUCCAAGGGCACCUGCGAUGUUACUAUCAGUGGGUUUGAAGUGAAAGCUCCAUCGGGGGAUGCGAAGAUCCUGUGCGGAAACACUCCUUCUAACCUCGGUGUCACCUGUAGCUCAGGUGCAUCUGGGUAA